ACAUUUGAAAAAAUGAAUAAAAUUAUUUUUGUUUCAUACCAAGAAAUGGAUGAAAAGAGGCUGCUGGAUCCAGGGUUGAAAGUUCGUAAAGGCCUCUGGGAUUAUACUCUGAAGAACCAGCAGAUGGAAUGCCUGAGUGACUGAAGAAAAUGGGUGCUAAUGCAUCUAACUAUCCUCAUUCAUGUUCCCCGAGGGUAGGGGGAAAUUCUCAAGCCCAACAGACUUUUAUAGGGACAUCAUCCUAUUCUCAGCAAGGCUUUGGUUGUGAAUCAAAAUUAUAUAGCCUUGACCAUGGCCAUGAGAAACCACAAGACAAAAAAAAGAGAACCUCUGGCCUUGCCACCCUCAAAAAGAAGUUUAUUAAGCGUCGAAAAUCUAAUAGGUCUGCCGAUCACGCCAAGCAGAUGCGAGAACUCCUCUCUGGGUGGGAUGUUAGAGAUGUUAAUGCUUUAGUGGAGGAAUAUGAGGGAACUUCAGCCUUAAAGGAGCUUUCUCUACAAGCCAGUUUGGCUAGACCAGAAGCUCGGACAUUGCAGAAAGAUAUGGCCGAUCUUUAUGAGUACAAGUAUUGUACCGAUGUAGACUUAAUAUUUCAAGAAACUUGUUUUCCUGUUCAUCGGGCCAUUUUGGCAGCAAGGUGUCCGUUCUUUAAAACACUGCUUUCUUCCUCACCGGAGUAUGGGGCAGAGAUUGUUAUGGACAUCAGUACAGCUGGUAUAGACAUGCCCAUGUUUUCUGCUUUGCUACACUACCUUUAUACAGGAGAGUUUGGAAUGGAGGACUCAAGGUUUCAAAAUGUUGAUAUCCUCGUUCAGCUUAGUGAAGAAUUUGGAACACCGAAUUCCCUUGAUGUAGAUAUGCGUGGACUUUUUGAUUACAUGUGUUAUUAUGAUGUCGUCCUUAGUUUUUCUUCAGACUCUGAACUGGUUGAAGCUUUUGGUGGAAAUCAGAACUGUUUAGAUGAAGAGCUCAAAGCUCACAAGGCUAUUAUUUCAGCACGGUCCCCAUUUUUUCGGAAUUUAUUACAAAGGAGGAUACGGACUGGUGAAGAAAUCACAGACCGAACUUUGAGGACUCCCACAAGAAUUAUAUUAGAUGAGUCCAUUAUACCAAAAAAAUAUGCGAAAGUUAUAUUACACUGUAUGUAUACUGAUGCAGUGGACCUCUCUGUUUUGCACUGUAGCCCCUCGGUGGGGAGUCUCAGUGAAGUUCAGGCUCUCGUCGCAGGGAAGCCAAGCAUGACCAGGGCAGAAGAAGCCAUGGAACUUUACCACAUAGCACUGUUCUUGGAAUUUAACAUGCUUGCACAAGGCUGUGAGGAUAUCAUUGCUGAGAGCAUUUCAUUAGAUACCUUAAUUGCCAUCCUCAAGUGGAGCUCUCAUCCAUAUGGCUCUAAGUGGGUGCACCGACAAGCUUUACAUUUCCUCUGUGAGGAAUUUUCCCAGGUCAUGACUUCGGAUGUUUUUUAUGAACUCAGCAAAGACCAUCUGCUCACUGCUAUCCAGUCUGACUACCUACAGGCAAGUGAACAAGAUAUCCUUAAAUAUCUGAUUAAAUGGGGUGAGCAUCAGUUGAUGAAAAGAAUAGCUGACAGAGAGCCAAACUUACUGAGUGGCACUGCCCAUAGUGUGAACAGAAGAGGCGUAAAAAGGCGAGACCUAGACAUUGAAGAGCUUAGAGAGAUCCUUUCUUCUCUCCUACCGUUUGUGCGAAUUGAACACAUCUUACCUAUAAACAGUGAAGUCCUAAGUGAUGCUAUGAAAAGAGGCUUGAUUAGUACUCCUCCAUCAGAUAUGCUUCCUACAACAGAAGGUGGAAAAUCAAAUGCCUGGUUACGGCAAAAAAAUGCUGGAAUAUAUGUUCGUCCUCGACUAUUCUCUCCCUAUGUGGAGGAAGCGAAGUCAGUGCUGGAUGAGAUGAUGGUGGAGCAAACAGAUCUUGUGCGUUUGCGAAUGGUUAGAAUGUCCAACGUGCCAGACACCCUUUACAUGGUCAACACCGCCGUGCCACAGUGCUGUCACAUGAUGAGCCACCAGCAGAUCAGCAGUCACCAGUCAAGCCCUCCUUCAGUCGUAGCCAAUGAAAUUCCAGUUCCUCGUCUCCUCAUUAUGAAAGACAUGGUCAGACGUCUGCAGGAACUCCGGCACACUGAGCAGGUGCAGAGAGCCUACGCACUCAACUGUGGGGAAGGCGCCACAGUCAGCUACGAAAUUCAAAUUCGAGUGUUAAGAGAGUUUGGUCUCGCAGACGCUGCUGCAGAGCUCUUGCAGAAUCCUCACAAGUUCUUUCCGGAUGAACGUUUUGGGGAUGAAAGUCCACUCUUGACAAUGAGACAGUCCGGGAGAUGUCGUGUUAACAGUACCCCCACUGCAGAAACCAUGUUUACAGAUCUGGACUCUUUUGUGGCCUUCCAUCCACCCUUGCCCCCCCCACCACCUCCAUACCACCCCCCAGCUACCCCAAUCCAUAACCAGCUCAAAGCAGGCUGGAAACAAAGACCUCCCAGCCAGCACCCUUCACGUUCGUUCUCCUAUCCCUGUAAUCAUUCGCUGUUUCACUCCAGAACGGCCCCUAAAGCCGGCCCCCCUCCAGUCUACUUGCCAGGUGUCAGAGCUGCAGCACCUGAUUGCACCAACACCACAGGACCGGGGAGACAGACUGUGGCCGCCGCCGCCGCCGCCCCCCCUUCGGCAGCAGUAGCAUGUGAGAAACCAGUGUGUACACAACCUGUGCUAAAUGAUCUAAUGCCAGACAUCGCCAUGGGUGUUUCCACACUGUCACUUAAGGACAGGAGGCUUCCAGAACUGGCUGUAGACACAGAGCUAAGCCAGUCCGUUUCUGAAGUAGGACCAGGGCCUCCCCAGCAUCUGUCAUGUAUUCCACAGAGGCAUACGCACACAUCUCGAAAGAAACACACACUAGAGCAAAAAGCAGAUGCUCGAGAAAAUCAGCAGGAAUAUCCGGAUUUCUAUGACUUCUCAAAUGCUGCUUGCAGACCUUCUACGCCUGCUCCUGGCCGACGCACCCCUUCCCCUUCGCAAGGUGGAUAUUUUGGUCCUGAUUUAUAUAGCCACAAUAAGGCAUCACCAAGUGGCUUAAAGUCAGCCUACCUACCUAGCCAGACCUCUCCGAAAAAGCAGGAAGAAGCUAGGAGAGAAUAUCCACUUUCCCCUGACGGGCAUCUUCACAGACAAAAGAAUGAGCCAAUCCACCUUGAUGUUGUUGAGCAGCCACCCCAGCGGUCAGACUUUCCUUUGGCAGCCCCAGAAAAUGUUGGCAGUGGUCCAGCCCACGUCAGGGGACGAACAGCAGUAGAAACUGACUUGACUUUUGGGCUGACUCCCAACAGACCCCCACAUCCUGCAUGCAGCUCUGAAGUUCCGGAAGAGCGAUCCAAUAGGAGACUGGUGGACAGCGAGUCCCUGGGCCACGGAGCUCAGCGAAAUACCGAUUUAGAAAGGGAAGAUUCAAUAAGCAGGGGAAGGAGGUCACCAAGCAAGCCAGACUUCCUCUACAAAAAGUCUGCCCUCUGAGAGCAACCUCCAAGUCGUCUGUGCCUGAGAUGUGAAACAUCCCAUUUUAUGAUGUAACCCGACAACUUAAAGACCAGUUUAUCGAUGCCAGCUAACUCAGUUUCACGUUAUUUUAUUCUAGUUUUUGUAUAUACAUGUUUAUGAGACGUGGCAUGCUACGAGGGUUCUUUUGAAUGCUGCAUCUGUCUGUUUUGUGUUUGAACGGUUGUGUGGGGAAGCAUUUUUAAGAGCAAGCAAGCUGGCACUUUUUUUUUCCUCUUUACAAAUGAUGGAAUUUUUUUGCACUUGUACAUUUAUUUUAUCUGUAUUGAUUUUUUAUCAGUAUGUCAAACUUUAUUGCCACAUUUAAAGGAACCGUAUUUUCAUACUUUUUUGCAUUUUACCUUUCAUCUACCAGUUUCCACGUGCAUUGGACUGCACACUAAGAUGUAUUUUCUUAUGAAAUAGUUCUGUGCUUAUUUUUUAAUUAUAGAAAUUCCAAAGAACAGCACAUCAAAAUGCUCCUCUCUCUUUGGUAAUUGUUUUAGUUCAGAAAUCUUCCUGCUCGAUCUCCAUUAAGUCUAAUAUCAUUCUUCCUUAACAAGUCUUGGGAGCUAGUCUUCAUUUCUCCAGCGGGAGUCCAGUCAGGAUCCUGACGUUUUCUGGUUCGGUAAAGAACCGAAAGGAGCAAAGCCUUUUGUGCCCGGGCUGAAGCUGUAGCGUUGUUCACCGUGUGGGCGCCGUCAGAAUCCCCGCUGAUGCUGGUCGUGCGCAUUAGCCUAGCGCUAGAUGAGGUUCUCAAGACCUUGGAUUUCUUGGAAUCCUAAGGCAGCGGAAAUAGCGAAGUAACUUAAGGGUUGCCCGACGGGAUUUCUGGUUCUGAGCGCCGACUCUCCAGCUGAGACGGGAAAUGACUGCUGCCGCCUUCAGUUUUCUUGCUCUCUGUGGGAAAAAAAAACAAAAGGGCUUCAGUCUUACGGAUGUCAUUUGGUGUUUGUAAGCCUAUGUUUUCUUUUAAAUGUUUUUCAAAGUUUGUCUGAAUUUUGGUGUCCUAAAAAAGUUGUUGAAGGAUGCAUAAUGCUUUGUCACCAAAAAAGAAAAAGAAACCUUUUUUUUUUUUUUUCCAGUGAAACACUACAUGUCCUACUUGAACUCCACUGGGGACGCUGGUUUGGGAUUUUACUGAACCACUGAGCACAUGGGAUCUUUUAAGAUCCUCUCCCUUUGAAGGGCAAUGUGUGAGCUAAGGACUGUUUUUUUUCUUACUCUCCAAUGUAAAUAUAUUAGUAUUUGAGUUUUUAAAUCACUUCAACAUUAUUUGAGCAUUCACUUUGUAUUUUUAUGAACACAUACACGUACACAGCCGUAGCACUUAGAAGAAAGGGACUUGCCGAACAUUCCCUCAUGGGAAGGAUGUCUGGGAGCCUCUUUUCUACGUAUGUAUAUAUAUAUAAAACUAUGAAUCACUCACACUCACUCUAAAACUAUGCAGGGCUAGGGAGCCUUUACAAGCUACCAUAUAAAUGAAUUACAUGCACUUUUAAGUAAAUAGGUUUCUAUUGGGCGUCAACAACUCUGAUUUCUCCCGAAGCUGUAGUUUCUCUUAACAGUCUUUCCUACUUUACCCUGUGGAUAUACACUCAGGAAUAAUCUGACAUUUUAAAAAAUCCUAACAGUAGGUAGUCUCGAAGACGGGGAGCAUGUCAGUCUAUCUGCAUUCACCGGCACAGCGCUGCCCCGCGUUCUGCCUGCCUCGUUAGCUACUACUCGCGUGGUCGUCGAUGCUGGUGGUGGUGCGUGCUCAGCCUCGCGCCUCCCGGAGCGCACGCUCGUCCCCUGGGAGGUUGGCUAGCAUCGCCUUGGAGGCUCCUUGUUUUAAAGAUCAAAAAACAUAGGACUCUAUGCUCAUUUUUAGGAGGUUUGACUCUAUAAUAGAUGAUGGUGUCUUUUGAAGCCUAUUUCAGUCUGUCUCUCUUCAGAAACAAAAUUGUUAAUUCCAUCAUAUUCCUUAAUGUGUAUUUAUAUACAUGUAUCGACAUGAAUUAUUUUGAUAUAGUUUUAAAUUUCUAUUCUGAAUUCAGACUGUACUGUGCUGGUACUGCAAAGAAGAGUGAGUAGAGCUAAUUUGGGUGGGGAAGAGCUUUCUCAUCUCUGACCUGUAUUUUUUAAAAUGUUAGACAAGAGCUGUUUGAUGUCACACCUUUCAUUUUCCUGAAAACUUAUUAAAUAUUCUUUCAUAUCCCCCAAACAUAAAAAUAAGCGGCCACUGUUCCUACUUUAAUUUAUGAAGUUUGCUUUUAAUAAUUUAGUAGCUGAUCUGACUAAACUGUAUAUAGAGAGGGACUUGCUUUAAUCAGUGGGACUGUGGACUGGUGGGACUUGCAGAAGGUAAGCAGGUGCAGCUUGUGUAUGCUAGGGCAGGCGUCUGUGGACUUCUGAUGUAUCUUGCGAAGGAUGGUGACUAAGGUAGGUUGGAUAGCUGUGUGCCUCUGGCUCUUGAGCCCACCUCUCCAAUCUUCUGCAACGCUUACUUGGCAUUAAAAUUGGCAUUAAAAUUCUGUUAAUGCUGUACUAAAAUAAAUGUGAAGUCUGAGUUAAGAUUGCUCUUAGGGAAAAAAAAGUAUGUAUAAUAUAAACUUUAGGCCGCAGGACCUGGCAUUUCACUUGGUUUAGAAAUUUCAUGAGAACCAAAUCUCAAAAUACCAGAUCUCCUCUCGAGGCCAUGGACAAUCAGGCCGUCAGACAAUCGCCACUUUCAGUGCCCGCCAUAUUGCAGUUUAGAGAACUACCAUUUAGCUCCUCAAGCGGGAAGAGAAGAACCAUGUUUCUUCAAGAUGCUGU
Molecule: messenger RNA, 6353 nt
Organism: Neomonachus schauinslandi (Hawaiian monk seal)
Lineage: Eukaryota; Metazoa; Chordata; Mammalia; Carnivora; Phocidae
Gene: BTBD7
Product: BTB domain containing 7
Exons: 10
Coding region: 150-3533 (1127 amino acids)
Biological process (GO): morphogenesis of a branching epithelium; regulation of branching involved in salivary gland morphogenesis
Molecular function (GO): protein binding
Source: RefSeq, a predicted model, not a curated record